UUCGCCCGCUGCUGCCGCCGCCGCCGCCGCCGGCCGCGGCUGCUCUCCCAAGAUGGCGGCUCCUCCGGGCGAGUACUUCAGCGUUGGGAGCCAGGUGUCGUGCCGGACGUGCCAGGAGCAGCGGCUGCAGGGCGAGGUGGUAGCCUUCGACUACCAGUCCAAAAUGCUGGCAUUAAAAUGUCCUUCUUCAAGUGGAAAGCCCAACCAUGCAGACAUCUUGCUCAUAAACUUACAGUAUGUUUCAGAAGUGGAAAUAAUUAAUGACCGAACAGAAACCCCUCCUCCUCUAGCUUCACUCAAUGUUAGUAAGCUUGCCAGCAAAGCACGGACAGAAAAGGAGGAGAAGCUGAGCCAGGCCUAUGCAAUCAGCGCUGGUGUCUCCCUAGAGGGCCAGCAGCUCUUCCAGACCAUUCACAAGACUAUUAAAGACUGUAAAUGGCAAGAAAAAAACAUCGUAGUCAUGGAAGAAGUUGUUAUUACACCCCCAUAUCAAGUGGAAAACUGUAAAGGCAAAGAGGGGAGUGCACUGAGCCAUGUACGCAAAAUAGUUGAAAAACAUUUUAGAGACGUGGAAAGCCAAAAGAUACUGCAGCGUUCACAAGCCCAGCAACCACAGAAGGAGGCUGCCCUGUCAUCCUGAGUCCACACACCUGGAGGACUCUUCCAACAUCCAGCCGAGGAGGCAGCGGUGGUGGCUUCAGCGGAGGCAGGCCGGGGGAGGGAAGGGAUCCUAUAUUUCCUGUUGGCUCUUGUUAACAAAGGGUCAGCGUUUCCAAAUCUUAGACUUGAACAAACAAAACACCCAACAAAAAAGAACAAGAGAAUAAUUUAAAAGUUGAAUCAUUACUUGACUAACAGACUUCGGUCCACCAUGUCCUUUUCACAGCUCCCUUCUGGAACAGUCACCUUGUUAAUUUUAUUUUUGAAAAUUCCUUUCCUUUCCUGCUUCCCCCUUUCAACUCUGACUUUCCUAGUCUGUUCCCUGCCAUUCUGUUUUUAUAAGUGGCUACACUUUGCCUUCGGAGUGAUUGAAAGAAACUUUUACAUCUUUUCUUCCAAAAUAAAAGUAACAAGCUGACUGUGAUACUUGAGACCAGAACAGCAGACAGAGGUCUCACUUUAAAUUUUUCUUUUUUUUUCUCCUUUUUUUUUUUUUUUUUUGCACAGGGCAUGGCUUGAAUUAGUUUUAUUUUUCUUAACUUUAAAUAUAUAUAUGAAAAUAUAUAUUAAAAUGUUCUCUAAAUAUUUUCUGCUUCUUGCAGGUCUCUUUUUACUAGAUUGUGGCCACUCUUCCCACCUCAUCCCUACGAAAAUACAAAUGUAUUGCCCUCCCCCUCAGGCCUGUAGCCAGGCACUUGACUUAGUUCACAGCAAGAAUCUCCUGCAGCACUUUGUAGAGCUAGUGUCUGCAGAUGGGAUUCGGGGUUCGAGGGUCCCUGAUGGCAUUGUAGUCUUUAACUGUGUGUGUACCAGUCUCACAUUUGGCCAAAACCUCAGGAUUCUCCCUCUGCCUUUUGUCUGACUUCAUGGUACUAGAAGAACCUCCUCAUCACUCUCUCCUAGAUGGGAGAGCCAGCUUCCUUGCUCCUGUGCCCUCUGCAGGAAGAACUGUUUUGCAUGGCACAGCUCAGCUCUUCUUCCUUGAGGGAUGACUUUCUUUUAUAAGGAAACUGGAGUCCACCCACCCUGACCUUUCUUGAAAUCCAUGUCCAGAGCCACUAGCCCAGGAGAAAGCUUGGGUGACCUAUAGUUUCUCUUCGUCUGCCAGCCUCCUCCUCCUGUGCUCCUCCCCGCUUAAAUUUACAAGCUUAUCACAGUUUGUAUGUGCUCAGCCGAUGGGCAGAAAACUCGGAAGACUUUCUAGACUUUAGCCCACCAGUCUGGUUUUGACUAACCUGCUGAGAGCUAAAACUGGCACCCAAUGCCCUGUGCUUUUAGGGUGGUCAUGUGGGGCAGAGGGUGCUGCCACCUGAAUAUCAGGCACCGAGUGGGAUGUGGGUGAUGCUCAUGUGACUGGCUAGAGCUUGGGGUGGGGGUGGGGGAGUUCAUUACUAUUUUUGGCCAUGAUCUCUUUCCCCUUCCUUUUUUUUUUUUUUUAAUUAAAUAAAUGGAUCAAAAUUAAAUAAUUCAAGCCCUGCCUUCAAAAUGAACUUUUUUUUUUUUUUUUUAGUAUUGUUUAGGAAAAACAAUAAAACCCAAAUUUUUUUAACCAUCACUCAUGUCUCCGGUUUGUGUGUGCUUCGGAGGUUCUGGAAGAAGGGAGUCCAAGGGGGUGUGUGUUUGGCCUUUCCUUUUUCGAUUCUCUGCUUCCUACUCUUUACCCUCUUUCCUUCCACUCCCUAAGGACUCCGAGAAAUACAGUGCGAAGUAUAUAAUUAGAGGAUAGGGCUCCAGAGUUGAGUUGGAUGUAAGUGCAAUAGGAGAAAGAAGGGGGUGGGCACAUACAGAAGACCAUUUGUUACAGGACUGUGUUCGGAGGCAAAAUGACAGAAGAGCUGAGAAGGAAAGCCAAAUCCACUCGUCACUGGUCAGAACUUGAUUAAAAGUACCGAGCUUCCGAUUUAGUCUACACAGAAAUGUAGACUUUUGGAGAAGGUAAAGGAGGGAGAAGGGGAGACCUUGUAAGACCUAGGAAACCUGAAAUCUGAGAGGUAAGAUUAAAGGAAUGAAGGUGACUUAAUUAGAGGGAAACGGCACAGCUGGGAGAGAGCUCUUGUGUCAUAGGUCCCACAUCACCUUCAUUUUCUUUUCCCGUCAGUCUGUAGGCCUAUGAGUGUGUUUUUGACAGGAAGCACCUUGGACACUUAGUUUCUGAAAUGGUGCAGGGAACUUUGCUCUGAGGAGUUCAAGAGGCGGAGUAAACUUGCUUGGAAAAGCAAGGCAGUGAGGUAUAGAAGCACGAAGGCUUUGAGACAUCAGUAGUUGAGUGCAAAUCCUCGCACCUCCAUCUCCGUGCUUUGUGACUGUCGUUAAGUCGUUUCACCUUCCUGAGCCUUAAUUUCCCCAAUUGUAAAGAGGGAAAUAAUACCCGUCUCCUAGAAUUGAUGUGAAGAGUUAAAUGAGAUUUAAAAUUAGAAGGUGCUCCGAAAGUUUUAUUGUAAAUGUUAACUUAGUCCUGGCAUGGUUAAGUCUGGAGGUGAGACUGGGCUAAAUGGUUUCCAGAGGCUCCAACUUGCUUUAGAGUAAUUGUGUGGAUGACAUUUUAAGUGAGGCUAAUAGUAAAACAUAGAUAAGGACAGUGCAUUCCACCCAGGUUAGGUGACAUGUCCAGAGUACCACAACUGCCUGUGGUGGCAAAGCUGGAACAAAAUUCACACCUGUUCCACUCAUGGCCUCCUAAUGCUCUUGUGCAUCUCCAAAUGAUGGCACGUGUGUUGCUCAAUUUUAUUGGCCAGGUUUUAGGUGGAACCCAAAGAUUAUCGUGAAGAGAGGCAGAAAGCGCCCCUCUAGAUUGAAAGAACAUCAAAGUAUUUAAGAAUGUGAUGCAGGUGGCUUGCAUCUCUGAUGAAGUACAGAGAAUUUUAUAGUGCUUCCUUGGCUUUGGAGCAUUCUUUCCCUUCCCCUAACACACACACGCACGCACGCGCACACACACACACUUUGCACGCAGGCCUUUGGGAUUACUGCUAUUUACAGCAUCCAGUCAGUACAGUCAGUAUCACAGUGAGUUGAUAUUGAAUCUAUGCUGAGCAGGUUAUUGCUGAUUUCUGUUUGGCAUUUUGAAAAUUGCUCAAGCACUUCAAUAUUAGUUCAAGGGCUUUAGACUGGGAACCAUUGAUUUCAGGGUGAAGGCCCCUUGACGUUCUGGAAGCUGAGAAUGUGUCAGUGUUUUCCUGUAAGACAUACUGGGAAAGGAAGGAGUUGCAGGGAUUGCAGUCAUACGCAGAGGAGACCAUUGUCCUGCCUGACACAGAUUACAAUCUGGAGGGUACUGUGGUGGGAAUGCUUGAUGAGUCCCACAGGACAGGCGGUGGGGACAGUGGAUGGAACCAGAGUUUCCGGGGGUCUGGGAGUGGUUAUCUGGAUUGGAGGAUGGUUUCGUUUACCUGGUAUAUGUCCGUUCCCAUCACUACUGGAGGCCACUGGUGCCAGUGGGUCUCCCUUUAGAAAACGUGGAAUCACCAUCAUGUACUGCCUGAAUUUCAGGGGGUUAAGAUAAUACAUAAACAUGAUGUACCUUACAGGUGAAAAGGGAAUGCUUUCGGGCUGCCAUCCGCUGGUGGUAGACUGUGCCACUGGGUAAUAAACCUUUCAAAAUGAGUGUUAUAUUACAAAAGCCUUACAUGGCUCAUUACAGAAAAACUAGAUAAUAAGGCAAACGUUUUUCCAUCUGCCUCUCCCCAAAAUGUUGUUAACGUCCUUUAUAUCCUUUUCUAUACAGACCAUAUUUACUAGAUUCUAGGAUACUUCGCCCUGCCCUUUGCAUUUCUACAGUCUCAGAACGCACCGUACAAAUUAAUGUCAAAAGAAACUUCCCAACUGGUUCCUUCAUCCCCAGCCCAAAAAGUUAUUAAAUCGAUGAUGUACUUUA
Messenger RNA from Loxodonta africana (African savanna elephant), 4531 nucleotides. RefSeq names its product LSM12 homolog (gene LSM12). Lineage: Eukaryota; Metazoa; Chordata; Mammalia; Proboscidea; Elephantidae. Bases 53 to 640 code for a protein of 195 amino acids. The transcript has 5 exons. Gene Ontology annotation, molecular function: RNA binding. The record is from RefSeq and is a predicted model, not a curated record.